This is a messenger RNA of Morus notabilis, 1047 nucleotides long. Its product is annotated as peptidyl-prolyl cis-trans isomerase FKBP13, chloroplastic. The record is from RefSeq and is a predicted model, not a curated record. Gene Ontology annotation, cellular component: chloroplast. NCBI's taxonomy places the organism in Eukaryota, Viridiplantae, Streptophyta, Magnoliopsida, Rosales, Moraceae. The coding region runs from base 93 to 818 and encodes 241 amino acids. Gene Ontology annotation, molecular function: peptidyl-prolyl cis-trans isomerase activity. The transcript has 5 exons.
UAUAAUCAGUUAUCAGUGAUCCACAUAAAAGAAAGAAAGAAACCUAGUUGUUUCUAGUGACACACACAGAUAGUGAGUAGUCCUUGGUGGAGAUGAGUUCAUCAAUUUCAUAUUUGGCAUCUUCAGUUGGCACUACAUGCAAUUGCAAACCCAGCAGAAGCGUCACCAACAACUUCUACACUCAAAUUAGUCAAAACACAACAACAACAAGUAGUCUUAUGAUCGUAACAUCAACUCAUGAUGUCAAAGCCUUGAGCAGCUACAAACAGAAACAACUGCAACUAAAAGAAAAGGUAAAGCCAGGAGGUUUGUUUGGGAGGAGAGAAGCCUUGGCCAUUAUUGGCGGUGGUGGUGGUUUUGGGCUCUCAUUUGGCAUUUUGGAAUUACUUCUUCAUCCCUCUCACUGUGAAGCAGCACCAAUUGAAGGAGGUGGUGGGCCCUGUGAGUUCAGUGUGGCCCCAUCUGGCCUUGCUUUCUGUGACAAAGUUGUGGGAUACGGCGCUGAGCCUGUCAAAGGUCAGCUCAUUAAGGCACACUACGUUGGGAAAUUGGAAAAUGGGAAGGUCUUUGACAGCAGCUAUAACCGCGGGAAGCCUCUUACGUUCCGAAUUGGUGUUGGUGAGGUCAUCAAAGGCUGGGACGAAGGCAUUCUAGGCGGCGAUGGAAUUCCUCCUAUGCUUGCCGGGGGAAAGCGAGUCUUAAAGCUUCCUCCAGAACUCGGGUAUGGAGUGAGAGGGGCUGGGUGUAGAGGAGGUUCAUGCAUAAUUCCUCCAAAUUCAGUUCUUCUGUUUGAUGUAGAGUUCAUUGGCAAGGCAUGAGUGUGGCCACAGAGCCAGCAGAUACAUCCUCAAAUCCAACUCAUUUUUGCCACUGCUCUUUUUUGAGCAAUUUGUCUGUUGGUGAUAGAAAAAGAAAAAAAAAAAAAAAAAAAGGCAUAAGCAUUAUAUCUCUUUUAUUUUGAGAUAUUGUUUUUUCUUUAUAAGAGCCAGCAGAUGCAAUGUUUUCUUCGCAUCACAUAUCAAAUUAAUAAAAUUAAUAUGCUUUGUU